Messenger RNA from Cimex lectularius (bed bug), 514 nucleotides. Its product is annotated as ejaculatory bulb-specific protein 3-like. The coding region runs from base 33 to 413 and encodes 126 amino acids. The record is from RefSeq and is a predicted model, not a curated record. NCBI's taxonomy places the organism in Eukaryota, Metazoa, Arthropoda, Insecta, Hemiptera, Cimicidae. The transcript is spliced from 2 exons.
UGCUGAACCGCCACUGUCAUCAGACUGGAAUCAUGUUGCAUCGACUCGUCUGUUCCAUUCUGCUUGUCUUCUGCCUCGUCCAGGCAGAGGACGACUACGUCUUCGACGAAAGCGUUGAUAUCGACUCUGUCAUCAAAAACGAUGCUAUUCUGAAUUCGUAUCUCAAGUGCUUCUUCAACACAGGCGCAUGCAGUUCCCGAGCAGAAAGAGUCAAAGGCAAAAUAUCUCACGUCUUUUCCACUGUCUGUGGCGAUUGCAGCCCUAGACAAAAGCAACUUCUGCACCACGUCUUGACAAUUUUCGUCACGAGGAGGCCUGACGACUGGAAAAAGCUGCUCGAGAUGUACGACCCGGAGAACAAGUAUACCGCCCAGAUGAACGCCUUCAUCUCCGCUCCUGAACCUCAGGUGUAACGUGCAGAACUCGAAAAUAACUAUUAUAAUUAUUUCAAAAGGCAAGAAUUAUAAAACGGUGUAAUUAGAGCAAAAUAUACACAUCACAUAAUUGGAUUGUU